Messenger RNA from Hydatigera taeniaeformis, 165 nucleotides. The record is from the annotation of a GenBank genome assembly. Lineage: Eukaryota; Metazoa; Platyhelminthes; Cestoda; Cyclophyllidea; Taeniidae.
UUGAGAAACAACAAUCCCAAUGUCAAGUUUAUGCUACGCGAGGGCAACUCAGUUAACCCUUGCAUAUACGUCAGGUACAAUUUUGGCAAGGAGUCAUUUGUUUCGGUGGAUAACGCUUCUACCGCCGAAAUAAUGAACAAGUUCGGCAAACUCACGACUGCCUAA